Molecule: messenger RNA, 8802 nt
Organism: Penicillium angulare
Lineage: Eukaryota; Fungi; Ascomycota; Eurotiomycetes; Eurotiales; Aspergillaceae
Exons: 9
Coding region: 1-8802 (2933 amino acids)
Biological process (GO): secondary metabolite biosynthetic process; fatty acid biosynthetic process
Molecular function (GO): 3-oxoacyl-[acyl-carrier-protein] synthase activity; fatty acid synthase activity
Source: RefSeq, a predicted model, not a curated record
AUGGCUAGUGAGCGCCAAGACAUUCCUGCGUGCAUGAUCGGCUCCGCGUGUCGAUUUACUGGAAAUGCUAGCUCUCCUUCCAAGCUUUGGACGUUGCUACGAGAUCCAAAACCUGCGGCAAGCAAAGUUCCAGCUCUUGAAGGGUACUAUCAUGAGUCGGCAUUGUAUCACGGCCAUGCGAAUGUGAAAGAGGCUUAUCUCUUAGCUGAAGAUGCAGCGCACCGAAAAUUUGAUGCCGCCUUCUUUGGCAUCAAACCCUCUGAGGCAAAUGUAAUGGACCCGCAGAUGCGUUUGCUUCUUGAGACAGUAUACGAAGCGCUGGAGGAUAGCGGACAAACUAUUCACGAACUCCGAGGCUCGGACACCGCCGUAUAUGUCGGGCAGAUGGUAAAUGAUUACGAGCUAAUCAUGUACCGAGAUCAUGAGAACCUGGGCAGAUAUCACGCUACCGGCACGUCGCGGGCGAUGCUCUCAAAUCGAGUGUCUUAUUUCUUCGAUUGGCACGGCCCAUCAAUGACCAUUGAUACGGCAUGCAGCUCGAGCCUGGUUGCUCUGCAUCAUGCGGUUCAGCAAUUGCAAGCAGGUCAUUCCCGCGUGGCUGUCAUUGCAGGAUCCAAUCUUAUAUAUGAUGCGGGCACGUUCAUUGCCGAGACCAAUCUGCAAAUGCUGUCACCCAAAGGCCAAUCGCGUAUGUGGGACGCAAGUGCUGAUGGCUACGCGCGCGGGGAAGGAGUUGCUGCUAUUGUGCUCAAGAUGCGCGACACCGCCGAGGCCGAUGGAGACAAUAUCGAGUGCAUUAUCCGUGGGACGGCUAUUAACCAAGAUGGCCGGACACCUGGGCAGACAAUGCCAAGUGCAACUGCGCAGACACAACUCAUGCGAGACUGCUAUGCCCGUGCUGGGCUGGACCUGAGAAAUGCAGCAGAGCGUCCUCAGUAUUUUGAAUGCCAUGGAACAGGGACUCCGGCCGGCGACCCGAUUGAGGCGGAAGCUAUCAGUACCACCUUCUUCCCAAAUAAGGAAAGCGUCCACGAGCCUCUGUGUGUCGGCAGUAUUAAGACCGUUGUCGGCCAUACGGAAGGAACAGCAGGCAUUGCUGGACUGCUCAAGGCAUCACUUGCCCUGCAAAAUGAACAAAUCCCCCCUAAUCUCCUCUUCGAAACUCUGAAUUCCCGCAUCGAGCCCUUUUACGGUAGCUUACACGUGCCAACUGUGCUGACGCAAUGGCCGUCCAUUGCUAGUGGCUGCCCUCGCCGAGCAAGUGUCAAUAGCUUUGGCUUCGGGGGCACCAAUGCUCAUGCAAUUCUCGAAAGCUACAUCCGUCCAGCAAAACUUCAAUUGGGCCAGCAUAACCCAUUUGCAUCAACCGUAUAUAUUCCUUUUGUUUUUUCAGCGUUCUCAGAAACUUCUUUAAAAUCAUAUCUCGUUCUGUUUAUGGAUUAUUUACGCCAAAAAAAGACCACACAUGAGCUCAGAGACAUUGCCUACUCAUUGGAUGCUCGGCGGACGCGUUUUCAGGUCAGCUCAACUAUCAGCGCAUCCACUGCUGAUGAGCUAUGUGCAAAUAUCGAAAAGAAGCUCGAAUUGUCACGCGAUGACUCCGACUAUCGCGUUGGAGUGAGAGAUAUGCACCAAGCAGCAGAGCAUAGAAAGCCUCGGGUGCUGGGGGUAUUUACAGGACAGGGAGCGCAAUGGGCCCAAAUGGGACGGGAGCUGAUAACUACCUCCGCUGUUGCAAGAUCCAUUCUUGGGGGCCUUCAAAAACGACUUGAUCAGCUUCCCGAUACUGAUCGCCCCACCUGGUCACUCGUUCAAGAACUUGAAAAAGACGCAUCCUGCUCGCGUGUAAUGGAGGCGACCUUUGCACAGCCUCUAUGCACAGCGAUUCAGAUCCUUCAAGUAGAUCUGCUACGCGCUGCAGGUAUUCAAUUUAACGCUGCUGUUGGUCAUUCUUCUGGUGAGAUUGCGGCUGCCUAUGCGGCGAGUUUGAUUUCAGCAGAGGAUGCUAUCUGCAUAGCUUAUUACCGUGGUCUACAUUCAUCGUUGGAAAAGGAGAUUGACCAAAAGCCUGGAGCCAUGAUGGCGGUAGCGACAUCUGCUGAGGAUGCCGCGGAGCUCUUAAAGUUUUCCGAAUUUGAGGGCCGGGCUUGUGUUGCGGCAAUUAAUUCAGCAACGAGUGUAACAAUUUCCGGAGACCAAGAUGCCCUCGAAGAAAUGAAGGUUAUUUUCGAAGACGAGGGUAGACAAGUUAAAUUUCUCAAAGUUAACAAAGCCUACCAUUCUCAUCAUAUGAUUGAAUGUUCUGUCAAAUAUCUUGAAUCUCUUGGAGCUUUGAACAUACAGGUGGGUCCUGGCAGCCAAACAACUUGGUUCUCCAGUGUUUAUGAAUCGGGAUUGAAAGACUUCAGCUUGUUGGAGGGACCAUAUUGGGUUGAUAACAUGGUCAAGCCAGUACUUUUUAUGCAGGCUGUUGAGGGCGCUUGUGUCGCCAUAGGGGAUUUCGACUUAAGCAUCGAACUAGGUCCACAUCCAGCUCUCAAGGGACCAGCUCUCCAGACCAUAGGAGAAAAACUUUCACAAAUAAUUCCAUACACUGGUCUUUUCAAACGCGGAGUCUCUGCAAUUACCUCUCUCUCAGAAGGCCUUGGAUGCUCCUGGACUCACCUUGGCCAGGGGGCAGUCAAUCUACAAAACUAUGAUAAGUUUAUAUCCAACAAUUUGAGUUCUAAAUUGAUCAAAGGACUUCCCGGGUAUGCAUGGAAUCAUGAAAGUGAAUACUGGCAUGAGACGAGAUAUGCCAGAGCAAUGCGCAUGCGACCCGAUCCAGUACACGAUCUGUUGGGUCAUUUAACUCCAAACAGCACCGAUCAAGAUAUGCAAUGGCGUCACUUUUUGCGUCUAUCUGAGCUUAAGUGGCUGGAUGGGCACAAGCUACAGAACCUUGUGGUCUUUCCAGCUGCCGGUUACAUUGUCAGUGUGGUAGAAGCAGCCAUGCUACUGUGCAAAAAUGCUUCCGUCACUUUGAUUGAAAUUCUCGAUGUCGACAUUGGCUCAGCCUUAGUUUUUGAAAACGACGAUAUCAGCAUCGAGGUAAUACUGUCCCUUACAGACAUCUCCAGACGAGAAAACAAGGCAAUAGAAACAAACUUCAAGUAUCACGCCACCUCAGGAAAAGACAACGACUCGCUUAAACUCAAAGCCAGUGGCCGGAUGCGAAUUCACUUGGGCGAAGCCUCUCGUACGGCUCUUCCUCCUCGUCCUAAAAGGCAACCAAACUUAAUUCCAGUCAGUGAGGAGAGUUUUUACGAAUCCACUUUGGAAUUUGGGUACCAAUAUAGUGGUCCAUUUGCCUCGCUAGAAAAUAUCAAAAGGAAACUCGGCGCCGCAACAGGUUCCAUCUCCAUGACAGAAUUGUCUAGUUGUCUCAUUCACCCUGGAGCACUAGAUGCUGCCUUUCAAUCCACUUUUUUGACUUACGCAGCCCCUGAGGAUGGUUCUUCCAAGUCGAUGUAUAUUCCGAGAAGGAUUCAACGACUUGCCUUCAAUCCAGAUCUCUGUACGCACGCUAAAAAUGACCGAACAGCGCUGGACUUUCAUUCAACCCAGCCUAUCGGAUUUCCACAUGUCAACAUGCUAUGCGAUAUUGAUAUUUUCCCUGGCAAUCUAGGCAAUGCGAUGAUUUGCGUACAAGGAUUGGAAUGCGUCCCAUUUCCCAGGCUGACGGCUAGGGAUGAUAGAGAGGCUUUUUCUAAUGUUGUUUGGGAUGUUCUUGAACCCGACGUUCAAGCUCUAACGUGGAGCCACUCGCAAAGUUCUGAACCAUUGGAGCUACCUAGUCUGCUCGAGAGGGUUGCGGGCUCUUAUCUGCGAAAAUUUGAAAAAGAAGUACCAGAAAAUCACCCAUCAAGACAUGAGGGCCCGUAUAGGGGUUUAUUACAAUACUCCUCUACAGUGUCGCAGACCGCGCAGGUAGAUUGCGAAUAUGAUACACCGGAAACCCUGGCUGCAAUGUGCGAGCCAUAUGUCGAUAGCGUGGACAUGAAGCUGGUCCUAGAAUGCGGAAAGAAUCUGAAAGAUAUCGUUCUGGGUGAAAUGCCUACCAACCCCGUGUCCGCUUUGAUGAAAGAGUGGUAUAAGAAUGGCUCUGGUUUACAACCCUUCUUCAGUUGUUUGGCUCAAAUAAUGAAGCAAAUCGUGCACAGAUACCCUCAGAUGCACAUACUUGAGGUUGGGCCCGAGGUGGGAACGGCUACAGACAUCAUUUUAGCAGAAAUCGGUCCAAAAUUCGCAUCUUACACUAUCACUGCCUCGACAGACGUUUUACUCGGUCCUCAAAAAGCCUUUCCCGACUCAUACAAGGAAAAGGUCUCAACUAAAUUGUUGGACCUUUCAAAGAAUCCACGGGAACAAGGCUUCGCUGAACGGUCAUUUGAUGUGAUCGUGGCGUCUCUUAUUUUACAUCAAAGUCCAGAUUUCGAGAAAGCCUUGAAGAACGCACGACGUCUACUUAAGCCAGGUGGCUAUAUAGUUGUACUCGAGUUGCGGCCUUCUCUUCCUGACUUCCUCCGUGUUGUCUUCAGUGCCUCCUCUCACCAGUCGUUGAACGCUGAGGAAGGUAGAGCCUCGUCUCCGGCUAUUACACUGCUGGAAUGGGAUACUUUGCUACACAAAGCAGGUUUUUCGGGGGUUGAUACCAAUACUGUGGAAAACAUUGACACUGACGUGCCGUUUUGUGUCUUUGCAUCACAAGCCACGGACGACAAAAUUGCUUUCCUUCGCGAUCCCCUUUUAACCCAAUUACCUGCUUCAUCAGCUGAGACAGCUUUACGCUCGUUCGAUCUUGUCGGUGUUGAGCUUCCACCGCAAGCAGUGAUUUUAAGCCUGGUCGAUUUAGACACAAGCGUUUUCAAGGAGCUCGACGAGACCAAAUGGGGGACCUUGAAGAAAAUAGCUUCCCAUACUGGGACCCUAGUGUGGGUCACGCGGGGCCGCCUUGCGGAUAAUCCACAUGCCAAUAUGGUGUUGGGUAUAGUUCGCAGCGCUAUUCGCGAAAAUCCAACUCUGGAUUCCUUGUUAUUGGAAAUUGAAGACUCUCAAAGGGUUCAGCACACCGUUAUUGCGGAAGCAAUUUUACGCCACAAGGUUUCAUCUCAGUGGCGAGAACUUGAAGACGCCAACUUCACCGUUGAAAACGAGUUGGUCCUUGACAGAAAAGGCCGACUUCUGAUCCCUCGACUCAUGAUGAAUGAUGAGAUGAACGACCGUUAUAACUCUAAUUUGAGAGAGAUCCGUCGAUCGGCUCAUUCCGGUACUGAUAAUAUCGGUAUAUCGAUGUCUAAGUCUGGUUGGGAUGUCGCUUUAGAACCUUGCGUGUCCCGACAGCUGCGGAUCACGCACUCAUUGCUCUCGCCAAUCAGACUUGCUAAUUCGGGCUGUGUGUAUCUGGGACUCGGUAUUGACACUGUCUCUGGUGAGAAGAAAAUGGCAUUAUCAUCCGAGAACGUUUCUUUUCCUUGUCCGCUACCGGAACUGUCAAUCUCUGUCAAUAUUUCACCAGGCUCAGAGGCUCGCUUUUUGUGGCUGACAGCCCAUUACUUGAUUGCAUCCACCAUUCUGAAAGGACUCUCCCAAGGUGAUAAAGUGUUGAUUCAUGAACCCAGUCUGGAAUUGUCGAAGGCCGUAACCGACAAGGCGGCAUUCCUUGGUGUUAAGGUUAUCUGUAUAACCACGAACAAUGAAGCUCCAUCGAAUUGGGUCACCCUCCACCCGUUUGCUUCACAGAGGACUGUAUCUCGCAUUGCAGAUGAAGAUUGUUCAGUAUUCGUCGAUAUGGUACCCCAUGGAGAAAGCAAGUUUGUUAGAGAUCUCAUCAUGGCAACUCUUCCAGCUUACUGUAGGAAGGAAAAUCUAGGAUCACUGUUUGGACCGCACUCUUGGAUCCCGUCGAGUCCACAAGUUGAGGAAAUACACAAAAGUCUUUUCAAAGCUGUCUCAUGGGCUUCUGACAUGCUUGAUACGUGUCAGUCCGAGCACAUGGCCACCGUCGCAAUCGAUGUUGUUCAUGAGACUGGCAAUCAACGAGAGCCAUUUACCAUCAUAAGAUGGGACAUAGCCUCUGAGGUCCCAGUUAAAAUUCAGCCUGUCGACAGAUUGGUGUUACUCUCCAACAAGAAGACUUAUUGGCUUGUCGGGCUCGCUGGGGGGCUUGGUUUAUCUCUGUGUGAGUGGAUGGUACAGCGAGGCGCACGACAUUUUGUUAUCUCCAGUCGCAACCCCAAUGUUGAAAGAGCAUGGUUAGACGACAUGCACACAAAAGGAGUCCAAGUGAAAGUCUCACCCUGUGAUCUCACGCAAAAGGACCAAGUAGAGGGAGUCUACGCUGAUAUAAGCUCCAGUAUGCCAGUCAUUGGUGGAGUCUGUCAGGGUGCCAUGAUUUUGGAGGAUACAGCUAUUCGGAACAUGACGCUAGAUCAAUUCUUACGAGCCACGAAGCCAAAGGUUGACGGCAGCUUAUUCUUGAACGAUAUUUUCCAAGAGAACACACUGGAUUUCUUUAUACUCUUCUCAUCUGUGUCAUCUGUUAUUGGGAACCCUGGGCAAGCAAACUAUUCAGCAGCCAAUACAUUCAUGUCCAGCAUUGCCGAACAGCGUAGGCAACGUGGUCUUGCUGGAUCAAUCAUCGACCUCGGCUUUGUUGUGGGAGUGGGCCACGCGACCCAGACCAAUCGUGACAACGGCGUGGGGAGAUUGACACUUCGAACAGGAGGUUACAUCCCUACAUCUGAGAGAGACUUACAUCAGCUCUUUGGAGAAGCUGUGCUUGCAGGGAAGCCGGGGUCCAGUGGCCCUAUCGAGCUUGUCUCAGGGCUGCAAAAGAUUAGUCGACGGGCAGAAGAACGGCCAGUUUGGGAAGCAUGGCCACGUAUGAGCCACUUUAUCGAGGAUCCUGAAGAAGAUAAAAGCAUGUCAAGCUCUGGUGUCGACGCUAAUAUCCCAAUCAAGACACGACUUACGGAAGCCCGAAACCGCGGGGAGGUCUUGAAAAUUGUUUGGGAUGCGUUUGUUCGCAAGCUCCAAUCCGUGUUCCAAAUAGACACCACCGGCUCUACCAAUGCUGAGCUGGGCGCUAUGCAGUUGGACCAAAUGGGAAUUGACUCUCUGACCGCUAUAGAAAUUAGCAGCUGGCUCAUGAAAACCUGCGCAGUCAACAUCCCCGUUCUCGAAAUCCUCAAUGGCAGCUCUGUUGAUGGACUAGUCGAUACAGCAACGGACAUGAUUCCAUCACAUCUUACUCCAAAGAUAGAGCGAUGUUCUGCCGCGGAACCCAACUCCGAAAGACCUACCCCUAGCGAGGAUGUUUCUAGUAGUUCCGACGGGGCCACUAAUAGUCCUUUUGAAUCUGCUCAAAUGGACCCCUCCGACGCGGGGUCCUCAUCGGAUCAGGAAUGCGUGACUACCACACACUCUAAACCAAAGAUUCUGAAGUCGGUCCCGGUUUCGUUCACGCAAGCGAGAUUUUACCCUGCUGGUCUUUCCUUGAAAGACAAAGUGGGGUUCAACCAUAUUGCAUGGGCUCGUGUUGUCGGGGAAAUAAAUCCAAAUAGGCUGCAACGGGCCUUAUAUUCUCUCACACAGCAGCACGAGAUAUUGAGAACUGCAUUCUUUGACCAAGGCCAAAAACAGAUGCAGCACAUAAUGGAUACUAGCCCUAUCUGUUUGGAGUAUAAAAAGAUUCAGGACGAUAAUGAGGCGAGCGAAAUGGCAGAUUUCAUUCAAAAGACACACGUAUAUGACAUAGCAAGAGGCGAAACAAUGAGAAUGAUACUACUGUCUCGAUCAGCGACAGUGAACUUUCUCAUCAUGGGGCUACAUCCUCUGAUCCUUGAUGCAACGUCCAUUCAAGCAUAUUUGAGAUGGCUUUCGUUUCACUACACCUCUCACGACACAGUGCCUCGGGUGAAGCAGUUUGCGGAGUCUUCAGAGCAAAGACACGCGGACUACAUCUUAGGUAAAUUUGAGCCUGAGCUGAAGUUCUGGCGCAACGAGUUUAAAACUCCAAUAGAGGUGUUGCCCCUAUUGUCGUUAUCUAUAGUAAAGGAGCGGCCAGAAUUGACAGCACUCCGGAAUACCCGGUCCUCUCUAACAAUAGACGUCGAAACCAAACAGCGUAUUUUCGAAAUAUGUCGUCACCUGCGGGCCACGCCAUUUCAUUUCUACCUAGCAGCUCUUCGAGUUUUGUUACUUCGGUACACCGCCCAUAGUGACAAAAACGAGGAUGUGACGAUUGCUGUUGCAGAAAACGGAAGAAGCUACAAUACUGAGGAGAUGGAUGUUCUUGGACCCCUUUAUAACAUCGUGCUCGUGCGCCUUCUUGCCCAACAAUCCACAAGAUUUGAGACCUUAUUGGAAGCUACAAGAGAUAAAACAUAUGCGGCACUAGCAAACUCCAAGCUACCCUACCCAGUGCUUGUGAAAGAGCUCGGUUCUCAGCACGUCACGGAGGACUACCCUUUCGUUCAUGUUUUCGCCGACUACCGCACGGGGCAGAGCACUUCGAUGAAAUUCGGUGAGAAUAAUGAGCUAAUCAUGAUGGACUAUGACUUCAAUGUCCCUUACGACGUUUCCCUUGACACGAUUGACAAUCCGGGGGGUGAAUGCAUCCACUACUUCCUCUUGCGAAGUGAUCUUUUUGGAAGAGAUGAAGCAGAUAGGCUUGCUAGAAGCUAUAAAAGCUUGAUUCUUGCUUUUGCACAGCUGCCAGCGAUGACUCUUGGUCAAGCGGAUAUGUCUGAUCUCUCCUAA